AUGUGCAAAAUAUUAGAAAAAAUUAUCAACCAUAGACUAACUUGGUUCCUUGAAAAAUACAACUUCCUUUCUAAACAACAAAGUGGUUUUAGAAAAAAUAGAAGCACAAUUGACAACCUCUUUCUAAUUAAACACGAAGUAAAUCAGACCUUCGAAAGCAAGCAAAUCAUGGGACUAGUUAAUUUGGACAUCUCCAAGGCAUACGACUCAACUUGGAGACAUAACAUAUUAAUCAAACUCAAUCGAAUUUUAGUCAAAGGCUUUACACUCAAUAUUAUAGCCGAUUUUUUAAAAGACCGCACUUUCCAAGUAAAAGCGAAUAACCAGAUGUCCAAUGAAUUCUCUCAAGAAAAUGGAGUACCCCAAGGCUCAGCAUUGUCAGUAACGCUCUUUCUGUUAGCUAUAAACGACAUAACCCAAUGCUGCUCCCUUCCCGUAAAAUGCAACCUCUUCGCUGACGAUUUUAAUUACUCAUGCCGAAGCAAUAACAUCUGCACAGUACAAACAUUUCUCCAGAUAACCACUAACAAUGUCGAAGAAUGGGCAGGAAAGACAGGCUUUAACUUCUCUCCCAAAAAAUCAAACUGCAUAGUAUUCACUCAAAAAAGAAAGGUAGGCCAACUUCAUAUUACUCUCGACGACAAGCCAAUUCCCAUCCAAAAAUCUGUCAAAAUCCUUGGUCUCUUUUUCGAUCGCCGCCUCACGUGGGCAACCCACAUACAAUACCUUAAGACCUCAACCAAUAACGCAUUAAACCUACUCAAAAUAUUAUCUCACACAGCUUGGGGAGGUGAUUCUCAAACAUUAAUCAAGAUACACAGAUCUACUAUACAGUCCAGACUAAACUACGGUGCCAUUAUGUUCAAAUCUGCAUCCUACUCUACGCUAAAAUCAAUAGAUGCUAUUAAUAACAGCGGGUUAAGACUGGCUAUAGGCGCAUUCCGCAGUAGCCCAAUUUUAAGCAUUUAUAACAUAGCCGGAGAAUACCCUCCCGAGUUAAAAAGGACAGACUUAGCUCUAAAAUACUUGGUUAGAACAGUCAGAGCCAAAUUCAUUCCACUCACUGAGGAAAAUACUGAAAUUCACCAAGAAUUAAAUGUAAACGGCAUUGACCCGGCUCUAAUAAUAUCAAGAGAACCAAUGAACUAUCCCCCGUGGAUAGCCCAUUAUUCAAUAAAUACAGAAUUAACUUCCUUCCUAAAACCCCAAACCCCUCCCUCAGUAUACAGAAGUCACUUUCUCAGUAUAUUAGAACAAUAUAAAGACUACCAAAAAGUAUACACGGACGCUUCUAAGUCUUAUGACGAAGUAGGGUUUUCAAUAAUAUUCCAAAACAGAAAUCUACUAUUCAAACUUCCAAGAACAUGCUCCAUCUUCUCGGCUGAAGCAAUUGCAAUACUCGAGACAUUAAAAAUAAUAUUACACGAAGACCACCCAAAACAUAUUAUAUGUAGUGACUCCCUAAGUACCCUCACCAGCAUCAAAAACCAAUUCCAUCCUGGAGAUAUCGCAAUAAAAAUACAAAAUAAACUAAACGAGGCCUCAAUUAGAAACAAACAUAUCACGCUAAUGUGGGUUCCCGGACAUUCGGGCAUCAUUGGUAACGAACUAGCAGACCAACAGGCUAAAAUUGCCACCUCAAACUCGGGAGUAACAGUAUUACCAGGGCUAACAUACGAUGACUUAAAAUCCCAUAUUAGUGAGAUGUCCAACGACAAAUGGCUUCGGGUAUGGAAGCAACAAACUACCAAACUGAACACAAUUAAAACUUCCAUCAACCGAUGGAUUAACAGUUCUUUAAAAAGGAAAGAAGAAAUAAUAUUAAACCGCCUGCGCAUCGGACAUACUAGACUUACCCACGGAUACUUAAUGGCCAAGGAAGAAGCUCCUUUAUGUGAUGCUUGUGGUUUAAGAUUGUCCGUGAAACACAUAAUAACGGAAUGUUUCAAGUACGAACAAGAUAGACAAAAGAUCGGAAUCGACGCGACACUCGGCUCCGCACUGGGACCAGAAUCCGAGGACAACUACAAGAUAAUAAACUUCCUAAAAUCAACUAAUUUAUGUAACUCAAUCUAA
Messenger RNA from Metopolophium dirhodum (rose-grain aphid), 2076 nucleotides. RefSeq lists its product as uncharacterized. The coding region runs from base 1 to 2076 and encodes 691 amino acids. The record is from RefSeq and is a predicted model, not a curated record. The transcript has a single exon. Gene Ontology annotation, molecular function: RNA-DNA hybrid ribonuclease activity; nucleic acid binding. Lineage: Eukaryota; Metazoa; Arthropoda; Insecta; Hemiptera; Aphididae.